AUGAUUAACAACGACAAGAUCACGGGGCAAGGUUUGGGUAAAGUCGAGUGUCGAGCCGGAAGCCUGCUUCCGCGUCACGGGCAAUUUACCCAGGCGCAGCCCGGCAAGUGGGAAGCAUCGCUAGGAAUAAUACGCAGCGAGGGCCGCGGGUAUACUGCAGUCAGCUUGUCGAGGCAGGGCGUAUACUUGCAAGUUGUGCACAAUCGUAUAAUGUUUAGUGCCAUCAAGCUGUUGGCGAUAACCAUCCCAGGGUCUCUAUACCAGGACAGGGACUGGACUCUCUACGUCAACACUAAUAACACAAGGGGGCCGACAGUGAGGAGAAGGAACUUUGAAGCUUAUCCCAGAAGAAACGAGCAGACAGGAGCCCAGUCAGAAAACGGAAACGGAAACAUGGGGGCGUCGGCACCUUGCAAAUCGAUUCUGCGGGACAAGCAGCCCGGACCGGGGCUCCAUCUUCCAUCAACUUGCGGCACAACGAGGCUCAUGAUUGGUCUGUCGGACCAUUUUGUCGCGUCACGACCCAAGGGGGUAGGCGAUUAUCCCCGACGCGCUUGUUCCUCCACACUCGGGGCCACGUCGGGCGUAAUUGAUAUUGAAGGGGACUGCGAGGCUGGAAGUGGCGUUACAAGUCGAUAG
Messenger RNA from Trichoderma atroviride IMI 206040, 639 nucleotides. RefSeq lists its product as uncharacterized. The record is from RefSeq and is a predicted model, not a curated record. NCBI's taxonomy places the organism in Eukaryota, Fungi, Ascomycota, Sordariomycetes, Hypocreales, Hypocreaceae.